This is a messenger RNA of Hibiscus syriacus, 1705 nucleotides long. RefSeq names its product protein ALTERED XYLOGLUCAN 4-like. The coding region runs from base 91 to 1401 and encodes 436 amino acids. Lineage: Eukaryota; Viridiplantae; Streptophyta; Magnoliopsida; Malvales; Malvaceae. Gene Ontology annotation, cellular component: Golgi apparatus. The record is from RefSeq and is a predicted model, not a curated record. The transcript has 2 exons. Gene Ontology annotation, molecular function: O-acetyltransferase activity.
UUUCCACAGUUGUUCUGAGGUGGAAAAUGUUCUAGUUUUGAGACUUGAGAUUACCCAGAAAAACACAGAGCAAUCUCUGUCUUUCGAAACAUGGGUGUAACGAGUCCACUCAAAGUCUCAACUCGCUCUCGUUCGUUCAGCACUAAGUUCUUGCCUUAUGUUCUUUAUGCUCUCUUCUCAAUAGCUCUCUUUCGCUUCUACUUUCAUCCUUCCCCUUUCCUUCAAUCCACCACAGAUCAGCUUCCUCACAGCAACCGCAUCAUUCUCACUUCUUCUUCUCCUCCUUCGCCUCCCUCGUUAUCUUUAUCCAGAGAAGAGGAAAUUGCUAAUAAAACUUCAUGUAACUACACCAAUGGAAGAUGGGUCCAUGACAAGAGGGGGCCUUUAUACAAUGGCACAACCUGUGGUACCAUCAAAGACGGUCAAAAUUGCAUCUCACAUGGGAGACCAGAUUUGGGUUACCUUUACUGGCGAUGGCAACUGAACCAAUGCCAACUCCCUAGGUUUGAUCCCAACACUUUCUUCAACCUUCUUAGCAACAAGCAUAUAGCUUUUGUUGGGGACUCAAUGGCUAGGAACCAAUUGGAAUCACUCCUAUGCAUGCUGGCUACCGCCUCGAAUCCGAACCUGGUUUACACAAACGGGGAGGAUAACAGGUUUCGUACAUGGCAUUUCGAUUCUCAUAACGUUACCGUAUCGGUUUAUUGGUCGCCAUUUCUUGUUAGAGGUGUUGAGAAAUCGAAAGGUGGUCCGGAUCACAAUGAAUUGUAUGUUGAUGUUGUUGAUGAGAGGUGGGGAUCUGAUUUGGACCAUUUAGAUAUGGUUGUACUCUCAAUAGGGCAUUGGUUUCUUCAUCCGGCUGUAUAUUAUGAGGGUGGUUCUGUUUUAGGUUGCCAUUACUGCCCUGGACUAAACCACACCGAGAUAGGCUUCUAUGGUGUGAUGAGGAAGGCGAUAAAGAUCGCUCUCGAGUCGAUAAUCGAGAGGAAAAAGGGUAGUCGUAAUGGAAUUGAUGCGUUUUUAACCAGUUUUUCUCCUUCACAUUUUGAAGGCGAAUGGGAUAAGGCGGGUGCUUGUCCCAAGACAGAGCCUUCCAAAGGAGAGAAGAUGGUUGAAGGAAUGGAUGCGGAUAUGAGAUUGAUCGCGGUCGAAGAAAUCGAAGCUGCCAAUGUGAAGGUAAAGCAAUUUGGAGGGAUGAGACUUGAGAUAUUGGAUGUGACCAAAUUGUCAUUAAUGAGACCAGAUGGUCAUCCGGGGCCUUACAUGUAUCCGUUUCCGUUUGCCAACGGAGUUGAAGAACAUGUUCAAAACGACUGUGUACAUUGGUGUCUUCCGGGUCCUAUCGAUACAUGGAAUCAGAUAAUGUUGCAAGUUAUCAGGAGAUGGAGGAGAGGAGAGUGAGAGGCGAGGCGAGGCGAACACGAUACAAAAUUCAGGGUUUCGAUUUCAUUUUUUGCUCUUCUGCUGUAUUUUGGUUGGUGUAUAUUUUUCUUUCUCAAAAACAAACGGAUAAAAAUGAGAUAAUUUUGUUCUUUGGGGGUGAUAAAGAUGGGAAUUCUUUUGGAACAUACGUUGAUUUUUGUUAUCAGCUCAGUAUAAAUGAGAGCAAUGUGAAAAUGUGAGGAGGAAUUUUUAAAGAUCAUUUGGAAUUUUCUGUUUGUUUCUUGGGAAACAAGGUUAUCAUCUUGGCCAAUGCCCCUGAAAU